Messenger RNA from Penaeus indicus, 619 nucleotides. Its product is annotated as ctenidin-1-like. Bases 39 to 512 code for a protein of 157 amino acids. The transcript is spliced from 2 exons. NCBI's taxonomy places the organism in Eukaryota, Metazoa, Arthropoda, Malacostraca, Decapoda, Penaeidae. The record is from RefSeq and is a predicted model, not a curated record.
CUCGUCUCCUCCAGCAGUGGAAGACGGUUUGAGACAUCAUGAAUCGCCUUAUUCUUGUGACUGUGGCUGUGGUGGCCAUGGCUUAUGUGGCGGCAGCUGGCGGAAGUUAUGGUGGAGGUGGUAGAGGAGGCGGAGGUGGAGGAGGAUUCGGCAGUGGUGGGAGAGGAGGAGGAGGUGGAUUCGGUGGACACAGGUUUGGUGGAGGUGGAUUUGGCGGUAGUGGUGGUGGAUUUGGAGGUAGUGGAGGUGGAUUCAGCGGCGGCCGAGGUGGUGGUGGAUAUGGCGGAAGUGGAGGCCGAGGUGGAGGCGGAAGCGUAAACCGUGGAGUUCUGAUCGGCGUAGGUAGGCUGUCUGGAGGUGGCGGUGGAUUCGGCGGUGGAGGAUUCGGAGGCGGCACCGGAGGUGGUGGAUUCGGUGGCGGUGGAUUCGGAGGCAGCGGCGGAGGCUUCGGCGGUAGCGGAUUCGGCGGAGGUGCGGGUGGAGGAAGAGGACGCGGCAGUUACGGAAAGUAAGAUGAACUCAGUCUCCAUCUAACUAGAGUAGAUUCUCUUCUAAGAUGUAAUGAAAUUCACCGAAUACACUGAAUAAUCUUCCAUGUAUGUAUUAUAAAUUUGUCCUC